CAUCGCUUACGCUCGCUUGUCUCGUUCACAUCAGCCUGAUCCGUCAGUCAGAACUCGUCAAGAUGGCAAAGAAGAAGAAGGCUGCGCUGAAACCCAAUCCAGCUCGCGGGUUCGCAACGACCAGCGUUCCUUCCAAGAAGGAAGAUCCUCCCUCUGGGGCAUCAUCAGGCACGAGCACUCCCCGCACGCAGACUGCUGAAGAGCAAGAAGCGGCUAGAUCAGCUGCGGAUGAGCUGGGCUUGGGUACUGGAAAUGCGCCAAAUGCGGUUGGCGGGUAUGGGAAGGGCAAGGCACAGGAAUGGACAGAGGAGAUGGCGGAGGAGAUGGCGCUGCAGCUCGUCACGGACAGAGUGUGGGACAGAAGCGAGAAGGAAUCAGCGAGGCUUUGGAAGAUCAUCGAAUAUGAUAGGCGGCUGGCGGCUUCCUUGCCGAGCUUCAUGAUGGACCCGAUACUGCGGGAUCAGAUCCUGUCUCAAAUUCCAGCAGAUCCUCAACCAUCGCAAGGCAGCGUAGCCUUUUCGGCGCUAGUGCCUAGUCUCACAGCUACUUCUUCAGCCACCUCACUUCUGGCUCGAGGUCUGACCACGCACUCCUUACUCCUCCGACUCGGAUUCACGCCUGAGCAAGCAGAGCAAGCUCUGAGCAACACGCCAAGUGCAGACGUGGACGACUGUCUCGCUUGGCUCUGGACACGUUUGGACGAUGAGGAAGUCGAUAAAGCCCGCGCGCGGUGUAAUAGAGGCGAGCAAAUGGGCGAGGUGGAAGAUGCUACUAUUGCGCCAAAGCAUGACGGAUUCUCAUUCGAGAGGGGAUCUCCUCAGAAGGCCGCACCGCAGCCUAAGGUCGUAGAAGCGCGUGCUCCCAUUCUCGAGCUCAGUCCUGGAGAGCUAGCAGCUCGCAGGGAAUCCAUACGGCAGUGCGCCAGGAGCGCCCUUGCGCUAGCUGCAGAGCUCGAAAAGUUGGAGGAAGAAGUAGAUGCGCUAGAGGAUCCGAUUGGAGCGUACGCAAGAUCGAAAGCUGGUCUGAUCCAGCUCGACAGAGUCUCGGCCACACUGAGCAAAGCCAAAGCAGCAGGCAACGAGUCAGAAGCGCCAGGACUGCUUCGGGCAGAGGUGAAAGAGGCGGAAAGAAGGAUAGAAGUUGUGAGACCUCCGCUUGAGCGAACGAGAGACGCGGUCAGCAAGGGCAAAUGGUUUGAUAGGAAAGCGGGAGAAGAGGCUUUCAGAGUGGAGAUGGAAAAGGACAAGGAACGACAGCAGAAGGAAAAGGAGGAGAAGGAGGCAAAAGAGAAGGAAGAGCGGUUAGCUCGCGGCUUGCCGGAUCCGAAUGGCGAGGCCGAUAACGUCGCUCAAUCUUCUGCAGCUCCCGCCGCCAAGACUGAUGUUGAGUCGUCCACUCCGCAAGGAGCAAACACAGACAAAGAUGCACCCACCGAUGCCGCUUCGGAUGCCGGGUCAGACGUCGGAAGCAUUGCAUCGGACGGCAUGUUUGGAGAUAUGCUCAAUGAAGCACCGACACAGAUAACGGAUGAAGAGACGGGAGGUGUGGUGCAUGUUUGGCCUUUACCGCAGCCAGCUCUGAAAGGCAGCGGAGGCGGCAAGCUACCCCGAUCACUGCUCAACGAAGCACUGAGGAGAGUGGACAUGGCUGCCUCAGCCAGAUAUCAAUCCCUCGGUGGAAAGAGUGUUUGCCGAGCUGCUCUGAUCUUGCGGUGGACCCCUCCUGGAGUUGGCAAGGUGGUGGUGGACACCUACAAGCUUACAGGCAUUGGAGCUGGCUCGCCUUCGGCUGCUGAAGAGCUGCUUGCUAUUGUGGCGCUCACAUGCAUGGAGCGAGACAGGCAUUACGAGCGCAAUCUAGGCAAGGGUUGGCGAGAGUGGUGGGAUGAAGUCGAAUCUGCGCGUAAAGCGGAACGAGACGCUAAGAGGCGCACACACGUUGAGAAGGUGGGGACCCUGCUUGCUGCUAGACUUGAUGACGAGCGUCACAGGGCAGAUGAGAAGGAUAGGCUCAAGAAGGCAAACGCUGCUGCGGCUGCUUCUGCACCUGGCGGAGCUGUCACUCUUGCAGGUCCACCAAACGGCACUGAGAGUCCGGACACUGAAGAGCAGAAAGAUGUGCAAGCCCCGUCAACUGUGCAGCCUUACAGCGACGCAGAGGCCGAGGCGACGAGAGCGAUGUGGCAGCGCACCACUAGCAGCAAUCGUUUCGCGCAGAUGCUGCCAGGUCGACAAGGUCUGCCGAUCGCCAAAUUCAAAGACACCAUUCUGGAGACGUUGCACAAGAAUCAGAUCUUUGUGCUCUCUGGAGAAACUGGAUGUGGAAAGUCUACGCAGGUGCCAGCUUACAUUGUCGAAGCCUGCAUGGCGGCUGGACAGCCUUGCAAAGUGUACGUCACGGAGCCGAGACGUAUCUCUGCUAUUUCGCUUGCUGAACGUGUCAGCCAAGAGCUGGGCGAGGCGCCGAACGCUGUCGGAUCGGACGACAGUCUGGUUGGUAGCGGGGUGCGUCUUGACAGCAAGAUUGGUCGCAAUGCCAGGUUGGUCUACGCCACUACCGGUAUUGUUCUUCGCAUGCUUGAAAGUGGAAGGCUGGAAGGCGUCACUCAUAUCGUCCUUGACGAAGUGCACGAACGAUCAAUCGAGUCUGACUUCUUGCUCAUCAUUCUCAAGACGCUCAUGCAAGUUCGUACGGAUCUCAAAGUCAUCCUGAUGUCGGCAACUCUCGACGCAGAACGCAUCAGUGCGUACUUUGGAGGAUGUCCUACCAUUGCUGUUCCAGGCAGGACUUUCCCUGUGGACGUGAGGUAUCUAGAGGACGCCGUUGAGCUUACGGACUACACCAUCGAGGACGGAUCGCCCUACGCGCGGAGGCCAAAGAGAUGGAAUGACCGCAAAGCUGAUGUGCCAGGCAACAGAGCCAAGUUGACCUCGACCGAGGCUGAAGAGGAAGCACCAGACCUUGAUGACGAUGAUGAGCAAGACGGGCCCGCAAGCACGACGACUACAGAAGAGAUCAAGAAGUACAGGCCGAAGACCAUCUCUACGCUUGACCGUAUGGAUGAGAAUGUGAUUCAGCACGAGCUGAUCAUCACCUUGCUCGAACGCAUCUGCUUCGAGGACGAUACAUUGAGACCGUAUAGCCCGGCUAUCCUGAUCUUCAUGCCUGGUAUUGCGGACAUCAGGAAGCUGACCGAUCUUCUCAACGGUCAUCGCUCGUUUGGCUCUCAAUCAUUCCGCAUCUUCCCUCUGCACUCGACCAUCUCCAACGAAGAUCAAGGCUCCGUCUUCAAUGUGCCGCCCAGAGGCGUUCGCAAGAUCGUCAUUGCGACCAACAUCGCCGAGACGGGUAUCACCAUCCCAGACAUCACAUGCGUGAUCGACAGCGGCAAGCAUCGCGAGAUGCGAUUCGACGAGAAGAGGCAGCUGAGCAGAUUGGUCGAAUGUUUCGUCGCCAAGAGUAACGCGAAGCAGAGAAGAGGACGUGCUGGACGUGUCCAAGAAGGUCUGUGCUUCCACCUCUUUACCAAGCUGCGACAUGACAAGUACUUUGCGGACCACCCAUUGCCCGAGAUGCUCAGACUGUCAUUGCAGGAUCUGGCGCUGAAGCUAAAAGUCAUGAAGGUUCGCAUCGGCACCAGCAUCGAGGACGCUCUCAGCAAAGCUAUGGACCCGCCUUCCAGCGUCAAUGUUCAGCGAGCGAUCGCAGCACUGGUCGAAGUCAAAGCUCUGACCGCGUCCGAGGAGAUUACGGCUCUCGGCCGACACUUGUCACGUCUACCGCUCGAUGUGCAUAUGGGCAAGUUCCUGCUCAUUGCGGCGCUCGUCGGAGCUCUGGAUCCAGCGUUAACCAUCGCUGCGACGCUCAACUCUAAGUCGCCCUUCAUCACGCCGUUCGGACGAGAGGCUGAAGCUGACAGAGCCAAGGCUAGCUUCAAAGCGGGAGACUCGGACUUUGUUACGUAUGCGAAAGCAUUCGCAGCUUGGAGACGCGCCAUCGACAACAAUUUCGCGAGGCAAUUCUGCACGAAGAACUUUUUGAGUCCGCAGAAUUUGCAGGGCAUAGAAGAGCUCAGGUUGCAGUACUUUGGCUACCUCCUCGAUUCCGGCUUUGUGACUGUAAACGCAGAGGCCAAGCAAGACUUGGCAAAAGCUCGCUUCAGAUCUGGAAGGAAUGCAAAGCCUCUGAUGAUUCCCGAGCACUUGAGCUUGAAUGCCAACUCGCUCGCCGUACUGAAUGCUGCGCUCUGUGCUGGCUUGUACCCCAAGCUGCUAGCUAUCGAUUCUCGGUCCUACCAGAUCCGCACGAUCGGUAACAAUGCACCGGCUGCUAUCCAUCCUAGCUCGGUCAACUUCCGCUCUCGUCUUGGAGACUUGCCUAAGGGCUUCAAUCAUCUCGUCUACUUCACGCUCAUGCAGAGCAAGAAGCUGUAUGCCUGGGAGACUGGAGCUGUUGAUGACAGGGGCAUUAUAUUGAUGUGUGGUGAUGCCGACUUCAAGGUCACGUCGAGUAGUCUUUUCAUCGAUCGUCAACGCAUUCGCUUCUUCAUACCCGACUCCAAGACGCUUUUGGCACUGCGCCUCCUGCGAGACCAGCUGUCAAAGUUGAUCAACUCCUCGUACCGCAACCCCGGGAGAGAGUGGACGCAAGAUCAGCGGAAUUACUUCGAUCUUGCGACGCAAGUUUUGGGCAUGGGUGCAAAUGACAAGGAUAAUGUUAUGCAAACUUAGAGAAAUCGACAUUCACGUUCCUCAAUAGACACCAAGAUAGACCUGCUUCAUUGAAAGACAUGCCUUCGAUUAUAUCUCAUUGGAAGAAAGAAGAACAUAUGAG
This is a messenger RNA of Ceraceosorus guamensis, 4833 nucleotides long. RefSeq names its product P-loop containing nucleoside triphosphate hydrolase protein. The record is from RefSeq and is a predicted model, not a curated record. The transcript is spliced from 7 exons. Gene Ontology annotation, molecular function: ATP binding; RNA binding. Gene Ontology annotation, cellular component: intracellular anatomical structure. Lineage: Eukaryota; Fungi; Basidiomycota; Exobasidiomycetes; Ceraceosorales; Ceraceosoraceae. Bases 63 to 4730 code for a protein of 1555 amino acids.